AUGCCACACCAGGAUUUGGAUGAGAAGCCGCCACUUCAUGUCCAAGAUGCUGAAAUUGAUGAGGAGGUAGAAGCUCUGGAAGGAUAUGUCGUUGAUCCUAGCCAAUAUCCCGACAAUGCAGCGCGCCUGAAAACUAGCCCAGACGGUCGCUUUGUUCUGAUUCCGCAACCUCUCGAUACACCCAAUGAUCCGCUAAAUUGGCCGUCCCAGAAAAAAUGGUUUCUUGUAGCAAUAGUGGCUUAUAUCGCGCUGCUAGCCGAUUACACCGGAGGCACCGCUAUCAUUACUGUUAUUCCACAGUCGAUGCAGUGGGAGCUAUCUCAAGCUACGGUACAGAGAGCAGUGGUCGGUAAUCUGUUUACUAUAGGCGCGUGUGGCCUCUUCGUAGUGCCUUUGGCGCAUUACUUCGGGCGCCUACCGGUUACGCUUUUCUUCCAAUGCGUCAUGGUUGGCACCUGUGCAUGGUCAGCCGCAGCCACCAGCUUUCCCUCUUAUUUAGCCGCGCGCAUUAUCAACGGCUUCUUUUGUAGCGUUGGCCAAGGAGGAGCCCUAAUGUGGAUCAAAGACCUCUUCUUCUUCCACGAGCACCCCAAGGUAAUCAAUUAUGUGGAGUUUUCCAUUAUCAUGAGCCCGUACCUUGGCCCUUUGAUCACCUCGUUCAUCGUGUCUGGGGUCAGCUGGCGCUGGGCAUUCUGGCUCUGCACAAUCAUGUCCGGAGUAGGCCUUAUACUGAUUCUCUUUCUUGAUGAAUCAUUGUUUGACCGCAAGCACCCACCGUCCUCCCGAGGGUCCUAUAUCAGCCGUCUCACCGGUGCGCAGCAAUCGAAGGACUGGAAACAUAAAAGCCUCGUUCAGUGUUUGGCAUUGCCUGUUAUAGCCAUAACUAAGAUACCGGUGCUCACCAUCCUCGUCUACUACUUCCUCAACUUCGCCUGGGUCAUCGGUGUCAACACGACGAUCGGGAUCUGGUUAACCAAUAUAUAUGGUUUCUCGACGAGAGGAAUAGGAUAUUUCUACUUCUUCGGCAUUGUCGGUGUCCUGGUUGGUUGGUUCGCCGGGCACUUCCUGCACGACGGAGUUGGGCAGUACUACAUCAAACGACACAACGGACGACUAGACCCCGAAGCUCGAUUAAUUAUCACGUACCCUGCGACGAUUAUCUGCUGUAUUAGUUUGAUCAUUUUGGGUCUGGCAUUCCAGUAUCACUGGCACUAUAUGGUAAUUGCAGUGUUCGCGGCUACUCAAUGCAUAGGUGUCAUGAUCGUCACGACGGCUAUCAAUGCCUAUCUCCUUGACUCAUAUCCGGAGGGUUCGGGCGUUGUGGGUGCAUGGGUAACGGCCAGUCGCAACUGGGCGGGCUUCAUGGCUACUUAUAUCCAGAUUGACUGGGUGACACGACUUGGACCUGCCAAGGCAUUGGGUAUCCAGGCUGCUAUCACUUUUGCUUCGGUGUUUUGUAUGGUUUUCUUGCAGGUUUAUGGUAAACGACUGAGGCAAUGGCAGGGCCGGAUGGUGUUUAGCUGGGAAGGGAAGAAAUAG
Molecule: messenger RNA, 1539 nt
Organism: Aspergillus oryzae RIB40
Lineage: Eukaryota; Fungi; Ascomycota; Eurotiomycetes; Eurotiales; Aspergillaceae
Product: putative MFS transporter
Exons: 3
Coding region: 1-1539 (512 amino acids)
Biological process (GO): transmembrane transport
Molecular function (GO): transmembrane transporter activity
Source: RefSeq, a predicted model, not a curated record